AUGCCGCCAUCAUGGAGAUCCACGAGUCUGUCUGAGGAAGACUCGAAGGGCCGCUUCAGUGAGAAGUUCUGCAUAAUUCAGGAUAAAGUGUAUCGAAAAACUCCAAGAGGAGAUGGAACACACUGCACCCAUUACCGUGUCUUCAUCCCCUCUAACCUACUGAAGAUUACAGGAGGUGGUGUACUGGCCAGGCAUAUGGGUUGAUACCAAGAUGUUUGUACAGCAGUGUGAAGUCUGCCAGAAAUACAAACCAGACAUUGGCAGACCUGCCGGGAAACUGCAGCAGACCGUUGUGAACCAUCCCAAUGAAAUGCUGGGAAUUUUCCUCCCAGUCGGGGGACCUGGAAUUAAUUCUUAUUGGUGGUAGUGGACUACUACACACACUGGGUGGAGUUGUUUCCACUCCGCAAAGCCACUGCAUCCGCCAUUGAUCUAAUUUUGCGAAUGGAGGUCUUUACCAGAUUCGUGAUUCCAGACCAGAUUCUCUCUGACCGAGGACCACAGUUCAUGUCUGGAAUCUACAAAGAGCUCUGUACCUACUGGGGUGUAGUUGCCAAGCUGACCACUGCCUACCAUCCUCAGACCAACCUGGCGAGAGGGUAAAUCGCACCCUGAAGGGGAUGAUUACUUUGUGGGGGAUCAGCAUCUUCCUGAGUAUCGCUUUGUACUGAACUCUGCGGUCCAGGAGACUUCUGGGGUCACUCCCACCAAACUCCACCUGGGGAGACACUAAAAGGUCAGAUGGAGAGAACCUUCCAAAUUCCCCUCGUUUCACUUGACUGCCCAGCAUUUGAUGCAGUCCCCCACCACCAUACCUUGCUAGCCAGAGUGGAGGCUAGCAGAAUCAAAGCCAAACAACGACAGCUCAGAAACUAUGACAAACAUAGAAGAGACAUGUGUUUCUCACCCUAGUCUCGUGUCUGGGUCCGUUCUCAUAAUCUGUCAAAUGCGUCCAAGCAGUUCACUGCAAAGCUAGCUUCGAGAUGCAAAGGUCCUUUCUAUGUGGUGCAGCAGGGCCCGGUGAACUACUUGGUCUCUUUGGAGAACACGGGGGAAGAUGUCAGGACGGUGCAUGUUGUUGACCUAGAGCCCUGCUACCCUACGGCAGAAGAGCUGGAUCGCAGGCAAAAGCAACACCUGCAGGAAUUCUUCUUAGAGGACCCUGUUGACUUCCCUGGUUUUGUGUAGUAUGAACAUGAACCUGCCAAAGCGUGCAUCCUCUCUGUUUCUACAGGCUCUUUUUUCAUGGGGAAGGAGUGUGGCGAAAUCCUGCACAGAGCCUUGAAUCACGGUUCACCAUCUGGCAGUCCCGACGGAUGAAUCUGGGUUUGGCGGAUGCCAUUAGAACACUACCUGCCCCAGUGCCAACUGUACAGUUUGGUGGAGGAGGAAUAAUGGUAUGGGGCUGUUUUUCAUGGUUCGGGCCCCUUAGUUUCAGUGAAGGGAAAUCUUAACGCUACACCAUACAAUGACAUUCUAGACGAUUCUGUGGUUCCAACUUUGUAGCAACAGUGUGGGGAAGGCCCUUUCCUGUUUCAGCAUGACAAUGCCCCCGUGCACAAAGCGAGGUCCAUACAGAAAUGGUUUGUCGAGAUCGGUGUUGAAGAACUUGACUGCACAGACCCCUAACCUCAACCCUAUCGAACACCAUUGGGAUGAAUUGGAACGCCGACUGCGACCCAGGCCUAAUCGGCCAACAUCAGUGCCUGACCUGACUAAUGCUCUUGUGGCUGAAUGGAAGCAAGUCCCUGCAGCAAUGUUCCAACAUCUAUUGGAAAGCCUUCCCAGAAGAGUGGAGGCUGUUAUAGCAGCAAAGGGGGGACCAACUCCAUAUUAAUGCCCAUGAUUUUGGAAUGAGAUGUUUUCCACAUACUUUUGUUCAUGUAGUGCCUACGGAAAGUAUUCAGACCCCUUGACUUUUUCCACAUUUUGUUACGUUACAGCCUUAUUCUAAAAUUGAUUAAGUUGUUUUUUCCCCUCAUCAAUCUACACACAAUGCCCCAUAAUGUACAUUUUAUUAAAAAUAGAAAAAACUAUCACAUUUACAUUAGUAUUCAGACCCUUUACUCAGUACUUUGUUGACGCACCUUUGGCAGCGAUUACAGCAUCGAGUCUUCUUGGGUAUGAAGCUACAAGCUUGGCACACCUGUAUUUGGGGAGUUUCUCCCAUUUUUCUCUGUAGAUCCUCUCAAGUGCUGUCCAGUUGGAUGGGGAGUGUCGCUGCACAGCUAUUUCCAGAGAUGUUCGAUCAGUUUCAAGUCCGGGCUCUGGCUGGGUCACUCAAGGACAUUCAGAGACUUGUCCCGUAGCCACUCCUGAGUUGUCGUAGGGUCGUUGUCCUGUUGGAAGGUGAACCUUCGCCCCAAUCUGAGGUCCUGAGCUGGUUUUCAUCAAGAUUUCUCUGUACUUUGCUCCGUUCAUCUUUGCCUCGAUCCUGACUAGUCUCCCAGUCCCUACAGCUGAAAAACAUCCCUACAGCCUGAUGCUGCCACCACCAUGCUUCACCGUAGGGAUGGUGCCAGGUUUCCUCCAGACGUGACGUUUGGCAUUCAGGCCAAAGAGUUUCAUCUUGGUUUCAUCAGACCAGAAAAUAUUGUUUCUCAUGGUCUGAGAGUCACUCCAAGCGGGCUGCCAUGUGCCUUUUACUGAGGAGUGGCUUCCGUCUGGCCUCUCUACCAUAAAGGCCUGAUUGGUGGAGUGCUGCAGAGAUGGUUAUCCUUCUGGAAGGUUCUGCCAUCUCCACAGAGGAACUCUAGAACUCUUGGUCACCUCCCUGACCAAGGCCCUUCUCCCUCGAUUGCUCAGUUUGGCCGGGCGGCCAGCUCUAGGAAGAGUCUUGGUGGUUCCAAACUUCUUCCAUUUAAGAAUGAGGGAGGCCACUGUGUUCCUGGUGGACCUUCAACGCUGCAGAAAUGUUUUGGUACCCUACCCCAGAUCUGUGCCUCGACACAAUCCUGUCUCUGAGCUCUACGGACAAUUCCUUCGACCUCAUGGCUUGGUUUUUGCUCUGACAUGCACUGUCAGCUGUGGGACCUCAUAUAGACAGGUGUGUGCCUUUCCAAAUCAUGUCCAAUCAAUUGAAUUUACCACAGGUGGACUCCAAUCAAGUUGUAAAAACAUCUCAAGGAUGAUCAAUGGAAACAGGAUGCCAUGAGCUUAAUUUUGAGUCUCAUAGGAAAGGGUCUGAAUACUUAUGUAAAUAAGGUAUUUCUGUAAAAUUUUGAAUACAUUUGCAAAAAAAUCUAAAAAAACCAGUUUUCCCUUUGUCAUUAUGGGGUAUUGUGUGUAGAUUGCUAGAAAAAGAAGGCUGUAACGUAACAAAAUGUGGAAAAAGUCAAGGGUUAUGAAUACUUUCCGAAGGCGCCGUAUGUAUGAAAAUAUCCUCAAAUAAAAGGUGACAUUCUGUACUGUCGCCUCAUGAAACAUUUUAUCUCAAAUCCAAAAUGCUGGACUAUAGAGCCAAGUUAAAAGUUUUAGCUUCACUGACCAAAGAAAGGUGUGUGUGUGUGUGUGUGCGUCUCAGAGCUGGAGGUCCGGCAGCAGCGUGGAGGUCUCUUACAGGGGACGUUACUGCUCACUGUGUCAGACCCCCAGGAGCCUGGACUGGGCAGUGGGGGAGCCACUCUCAAUGCACUGCUGGUGGCAGCCGAACACCUGAGUGCCAGAGCUGGAUACACUGUAAGUGGUUCCACACUCACAAUAUGUCCAUAGAAUAUCAUAAAAAUAUAACUUAGAGGUGUAGAGACAAAGGAAAAAUUCCACUGCAAGUAUUGUGAGUCCGUUUGUGCAUUUUAGUUUAUUAGACCAUAAAGUCUUUGUAUAUUGAUGACAUUUUUGUCUAGUUUACCGACUGAAUAGAUUCCUGUAACUGAAAUAUACAAAUGUUAUUGUCUUGACUGUAUUGUGGUGAUACCCUCUUGUUGGGGUAUAUUAAUUGUGGAGCAUUUUUACGUUUUACAUUUUAGUCAUUUAGCAGACGCUCUUAUCCAGAGCGACUUACAGUUAGAGUGCAUACUUUUUUUUUUCAUACUGCAGAACUAUGCACUUAUCCAAUGUUGUUUUCAGGUUGUUACCGCGGAUGUCCUUGAUGAUGCCCAUAUCCUGAUCUUGCACACGGUAAGACUGGAAGGGUAGCAGAGGACAGGUAGAAGGAGAGAGUGGGGCGGCGAGGUCGACUGGAUCGGGAAUGAGGUUUCAAAUGUGAGAUUUAAUGUACUAUUAUUAUUCACAUGGACAUUGGAGUAAUCUCUCUCUUUCUGUGUUUUUCUCUCUGUCCUCCCCACCUCUCCUGUCUUUCUGUAGGGACGUGACUUUCCCUGGGAUAGCUGUGGCAGGGCUUUCUGCUGGCUGCCUGUGGAAAAGCCAGCUCAGACUGUGCAGGGACCUGUCUGCUGCCUGGAUAUUCUGCUAGACUGCCUUUCCAAUCAGGUUAGCCAUAAUCCUGUUUGUUGGAGACACCCACUAGACUAAGGGUCACCUACUCUGGUCCUGGAGUGGGAUUACUUCUCCAUUAAUGGGGCGGUUGGUACAAGUGGCUUGGUAUCAUCCAUUAAUACAAGCUGCUCUGUAUCAUUUUCUCAGGUUUUCAAGCCACCUGCUUUCCAUCAUUGAAUGUGAUGAUAAUUAUACAGCAAUACACUUAAAUUCAAGCCUAGAACACCGUUUAGAAAUGACAGCACUUUUUGUACAUAGUCCCCCCAUUUUAGGGUACCAAAAGUAUUGGGACAAAUUCACUUAUGUAUUAAAGUAGUCAAAAGUUUCAUAUUUCGUCUUAUAUUCCUAGCACGCAAAUAUUACAUCAAGCUUGUGACUCUACCAACUUGUUGGAUGCAUUUGCUGUUUGUUUUGUUUUGUGUUGCAGAUUGUUUUAUGCCCAAUAGAAAUGAAUGGUAAAUAAUGUAUUGUGUUAUUUUGGAGUCACUUUUAUUGUAAAUAAGAAUAGAAUGUUUCUAAACACUUCUAAAUUAAUGUGGAUGCUACAAUGAUUAUGGAUAGUCUGGAAUGAAUCGUGAUUGAGAAAGUUACAGACGCACAAAUGUCAUACCCCCAAGACAUGCUAACCUCUCACCGUUACACUGUUUUGGGGUAUGAUAUUUGUGCGUCUAACUUUCUCACUCAUCAUUAUUCACGAUUCAUUCAGAACUAUCCGUAAUCAUGGUAGCAUCCACAUUAACUCAUUACCUUCAUGCAUUCUCUGUUAAAUCUUCUAGACCAUGCUGUAAAUCAAGUAGCCAAUAGCAGAUAAUCAACAUAUAUAAUCAACAUAAAUGUAGGGGUAUUGGAUUGGAUCCAACAUUGGAUCCAAUAUGUUGAUGUCUCGUUCGUUGCGCAAGUGAAGUUGUGAUUCAUCAAAUUCUGGACUUUCUUCCGAUCACCGUUUUCCGCACUGGCUGUUUUUGCAUUGCACGCUAUAUCACAACAGCUGAUUGUCACUUAACUGUCAUUCAGAAAAAUAUUUCCUGGAUCAAUUGAUGGUCGACAAUAUCCCUAGGCCUAACAACAGCUGGACACCAAAUGUGCAUUCAACAAGUAGGUCGAUUAGCCUACGCAUAGCCUAUAGAAGAACCACGCAAGUUAGUUGACUUUUGGUCUAGGAGCAUUUGAUUUAGCAAUUGCAUGCGUCAUUUUGGAUUUGUGUGCCCAUGAAAACUGGUUUCACGGCAUAGCCUAAAAUAUCAAUAUGAACAUUUGAUAAAGCGGUGCUGCCAUUAAUAGCACACUAUCUCAUAAACUCAGCAAGACUUUUGUCCGGCUGAUGGCCCAUACGGGGUCAGAAGAAAAUAUCAUAGGCCUAGUUUUAUUAUAUUGAUAAUUAGGUUCUAUAGAGCAAAUUUCAAGAAAAUGAAUUAUUAUAAGGUUGAAAUCACUUUUCUUUAUGUGCAUGUUUUUAAUUAAUUAGUAGGUUUAUGGAUUACAUUUUUCAAGUUAUUUGCCCAACCCUGUUUUAUUUAUUCUGUCUGAAAAGGAAGACAACGAAUGCAGCACAUUUUAUUCAUGUAUUUAUACAAUAUUCUGCCCAUAUGAAUGAAUUUAUAUACAAUAUACAAUAUUGUGGCGCAGUGGUCUAAGGCACUGCAUCGCAGUGCUAGCUGUGCCACUAGAGAUCCUGGUUCGAAUCCAGGCUCUGUCGUAGCCGGCCGCGACCGGGAGACCCAUGGGGCGGCACACAAUUGGCCCAGUGUCGUCUAGGGUGGGGGAGGGAAUGGCCGGCAGGGUUGUAGCUCAGUUGGUAGAGCAUGGCGUUUGCAACGCCAGGGUUGUGGGUUCGAUUCCCACGGGGGGUAUGAAAAAAAUAAUAUAUUAAAAAUAAUAAUAAUGUAUGCCCUCACUAACUGUAAGUCGCUCUGGAUAAGAGCGUCUGCUAAAUGACUAAAAUGUAAAUGUAAAUCUUCUGCCCAUAUGAACAAAUUUGUUUUAGGGCAUUAGGGAACCAAUAUGAGAGCCUUCAGACAGGUUUAAACAAGUUUCCCCCAUUGUUCCCCAGCCAAUCGCGCACACACUUUGUUCCCCAGCCAAUCAUGCACACGCGGGUGCGGACGAAAGAGUCGCCAACAAAGGAGUUAACUUCUGCUGCAGCCUUCGCUGCGAAAUAUAAUGCGGUGCAUCCAUGAAAUAAAUAUCUGCUGCCAAUGUAAUUACAGUAGAUAGCAGGUUGUUCUGUUUUCUUAGAACAAUUCAUUAGCCCACAGUGAAUUGUUUGUGUUUUUAGUAGGGCUAUAGUCUUUUAUUGAUAAAUAUUUCAUUUGUUGAUGUUUUGUGUGUCAUGUCCAUUGACUUUUGUUUGUAUUAACUGCGAUAUGGGUAUGAUAAAUCGGUUACAACAUUGACUAUACCAUUCUCUAUUAGCCCCAAUUUGGUUAGUACUUCUGAUUUUAAAAUUAUAUACACAAUAAACCGAUUUAAUCAAUUGCUUUGAAUAUGGUGUGCCACAAGGCUCUAUGUUGGGGUCAGUGCUUUUUGAAUAAAAUUCAUGACACCAGGUCAAGAACAACAUCUUUCCUACCUCUAUUUUUUGGUCAAUGGCUGAACUCACUUGUGAAGUUGUGUUGUGUCUGCCUCACAUAAAGUUUGUCUCUGCCCUGUUUUGUCCAUCUGUAGGUGUGCCCUGGUUCUCCCCCGGGUGUUUGGGUGUGCAGCACUGACAUGAUCCUGACCAUGCCAACUACCUUCAGUUAAAUCCUUUCUAAAAUUCCAUUCUGAUCUAUUUUUUAAAAACCUGUCUCCCCCACUGUCUCUUAAUAUUAUUUCUCUUCUGUCUUUCAGAAAUGUCAUGGGAGGGUUUUUCUGGGGUCCGUGUGUUGGCACUACCUAGUGAUGUCUCUUACGCCGCCAAUCAUGGAGUCUACUUCGCUGAUGAGCAGGUACAUAACCUUAAGGAUAGAUCUCUUACUGAAUGGAAUUACAAACUCUAGAUACAGUGCCUUCAGAAAGUAUUCACACCCGUUUGCUUUUGUUACAGCCUGAAUUUAAAAUGGAUUAAAUUAAGAUUUUGUGUCACUGGCCUACACACAAUACCCCAUAAUGUCAAAGUGGAUUAUAUAUAUUUUUUUGGUACAAAUGUCUUGAGUCAAUAAGUAUUCAACCCCUUUGUUAUGGCAAGCCUAAAUAACUUCAGGAGUAAACAUUUGCUUAACAAGUCACAUAAUAAGUUCCAUGGACUCACUCUGUGUGCAAUAAUAGACAUGAUUUUUGAAUGACUACCUCAUCUCUGUACUCCACACAUACAAUUAUCUGUAAGGUCUAGGGAUUAAUAUUUUCCCGAAAACCUACCAAGUUUCAAAACUGGGAAUAAUUCAUAUUUAUCCCGAGAGUACCGGGAAAUACUGCAAAAAAGUGCCAAUUUAAAGCGUUUAAAACCAAGAUAUGGUCAGGGUUCUCCUAAAAUAAGAUUGUCGCUGCGCCACAUUGCUGUUUUGGCUGCACCACUAUAUAAAGAUUUGACAGCAAAUGAAACUGAUAUUUAGUAAUGAUAGUAGCUUUGAUCGCCACUGACAUUGUUAUUAAUUGCGAACAGGCCGUUCAUAAAUUCAGAGCAUUAUCAUGUUCCUCAAUUAAUUCAGCACAUUUCAGCAGUAGUCCUAGGCUAUCUCGACACAGAGCGCCAUAGCAUUGUCGAAUCAUACAAACUUUGCAACGCCAGUUAAACAAAAGUCAAAUGGCCAAAGUUGCUAAGCUUGCUAGAUAACCUCCCAUGAAUGACAGAAUAUCUCCUAUUUGUUAAAAUCGAGUUGAUGAUUAUACAGAUAGCAUAUCAGCUCAUGAGUAACGGGGAGAUGAAGAGAGGAAAUUGUUUAAACAUCAAGGUAUCUUAACGGGGACCAACUCUGUUUAAAUAUAAAAAUAUCCAUAUCUACUCUAAUACCGUUUGUUGAUCACACAUUCUCUACCGACACUCAUAUGGGAAGCAAUAUGAAACAGCACAGAGAAGCAGGGGAAAUGUUAUGGUGGUAUUUUGACAUGCAUAGGCGAGAUGUGCUUUGAUAAUGCAGCCUAUGGAUUACAGAAUAAUGUUAGGAAUUUUCAUGCGAGACAGGAGUCCGAAUUGUGGCUUUCAGUGGGAUUGGAACGAUAGGAAAAUAGCCUCUAGCUAAGGCUAUAUAAGGCUACUGCGUGAGUCAAUAGAUAAAUAAUACACUUGAUUUAGGCUACAUUAUUGUAUGCUAAAUGUUUUGGAUCAGUGAUAGAUGAGCAAACAAAUAAAUGAUCUACCACUUCCACUUGUUCAGCCAGAGAUCAAUUAACCAAAUAUACAGUUGUGGUCAAAAGGUUUGAGAAAGACACAAAUAUUAAUUUUCACAAAGUCUGCUGCCUCAGUUUUUAUGAUGGCAAUUUGCAUAUACUCCAGAAUGUUAUGAAGAGUGAUCAGAUGAAUUGCAAUUAAUUGCAAAGUCCCUCUUUGCCAUGAAAAUGAACUUAAUCCCCAAAAAACAUUUCCACUGCAUUUCAGCCCUGCCACAAAAGGACCAGCUGACAUCAUGUCAGUGAUUCUCUCGUUAACACAGGUGAGAGUGUUGACGAGGACAAGGCUGGAGAUCACUCUGUCAUGCUGAUUGAGUUAGAAUAACAGACUGGAAGCUUUAAAAGCAGGGUGGUGCUUGAAAUCAUUGUUCUUCCUCUGUUAACCAUGGUUACCUGCAAGGAAACACGUGCCGUCAUCAUUGCUUUGCACAAAAAGGGCUUCACAGGCAAGGAUAUUGCUGCUAGUAAGAUUGCACCGAAAUCAACAAUUUAUCGGGUCAUCAAGAACUUCAAUGAGAGAGGUUAAAUUGUUGUGAAGAAGGCUUCAGGGUGCCCAAGAAAGUCCAGCAAGCGCCAGGACCGUUUCCUAAAGUUGAUUCCGCUGCGGGAUUGGGGCACCACCAGUGCAGAGCUUGCUCAGGAAUGGCAGCAGGCAGGUGUGAGUGCAUCUGCACGCACAGUGAGGCGAAGACUUUUGGAGGAUGGCCUGGUGUCAAGAAGGGCAGUGAGGAAGCCACUUCUCUCCAGGAAAAACAUCAGGGACAGACUGAUAUUCUGCAAAAGGUACAGGGAUUGGACUGCUGAGGACUGGGGUAAAGUCAUUUUCUCUGAUGAAUCCCCUUUCCGAUUGUUUGGGGCAUCCGGAAAAAAGCUUGUUCGGAGAAGACAAGGUGAGUGCUACCAUCAGUCCUGUGUCAUGUCAACAGUAAAGCAUCCUGAGACCAUUCAUGUGUGGGGUUGCUUCUCAGCCAAGGGAGUGGGCUCACUCACAAUUUUGCCUAAGAACACAGCCAAGAAUAAAGAAUGGUACCAACACAUCCUCCGAGAGCAACUUCUCCCAACCAUCCAAGAACAGUUUGGUGAUGAACAAUGCCUUUUCCUGCAUGAUGGAGCACCUUGCCAUAAGGCAAAAGUGAUAACUAAGUGGCUCGGGGAACAAAACAUCUACAUUUUGGGUCCAUGGCCAGGAAACUCCCCAGACCUUAAUCCCAUUGAGAACUUGUGGUCAAUCCUCAAGAGGCGGGUGGACAAACAAAAACCCACAAAUUCGGACAAACUCCAAGCAUUGAUUAUGCAAGAAUGGGCUGCCAUCAGUCAGGAUGUGGCCCAGAAGUUAAUUGACAGCUUGCCAGGGCGGAUUGCAGAAGUCUUGAAAAAGAAGGGUCAACACUGCAAAUAUUGACUCUUUGCAUAAACUUAAUGUAAUUGUAAAUAAAAGUCUUUGACACUUAUGGAAUGCUUGUAAUUAUUCUUCAGUAUACCAUAGUAACAUCUGACAAAAAUAUCUAAAAACACUGAAGCAGCAAACUUUGUGAAGACCAAUACUUGUCAUUCUCAAAACUUUUGACCUCAACUGUACAGACAGAUAUUCAGUGAAACAAAAUCACAUUGAUUGACUAUCAGUGUGAUUAGUUGAGCAGUGAAUUUCAAACACACAUUCAACCACAAAGACCAGGGAGGAUUUCCAGUGCCGCGCAAAGAAGGGCACCUAUUGGUAGAUUGAUAUGAGGCCAAUAGUGACUUUAAAAACGUUAGAGAGUUUCAUGGCUGUGAUAGGAGAAAACUGAGGAUGGAUCAACAACAUUGUAGUUACUCCACAAUACUAACCUAACUGACAGAGUGAAAAGAAGGAACCCUGUACAGAACAAAAUAUUCAGAAUCACACAUCCUGUUUUCAACAAGGCACUACAGUAAUCCUGCAAAAAAUGUGGCAAAGAGAAUUCACUUUUUGUACUGAAUACGAAGUGUUUGGAUAAAAGCGUCUGCUAAAUGGCUUAUUAUUAUUAUUAUUAUUAUUAUUAUUAUUAUUAUGUUUGGGGCAAAUCCAAUACACACAUUACAGAGUACCACUCUCCAUAUUUUCAAGCAUAGUGUUGGCUGCAUCAUGUUAUGGGUAUGCUUGUAAUCAUUAAGGACUGGGGAGGUUUUCAGGAUAAAAUUGAAACGUAAUGGAGCUAAGCACCGGGAAAAUCCUAAAACACAAGGCCAAAUCUACACUGGAGUUCCUUACCAAGACAGUGAAUGUUAUUGAGUGGCCGAGUUACAGUUUUGAAUUAAUCUACUUGAAAAUCUACGGCAAGACUUAAAAUGGUUGUCUAACAAUGAUCAACAACCAAUUUCAAGGAGCUUGAAGAAUUUUGAAAAUAAUAAUGGGCAAAUGUUGCACAGUCCAGGUGUGUAAGCUCUUAGAGACUUACCCAGAGAGACUCACAGCUGUAAUCGCCGCCAAAGGUGCUUCUACAAAUUAUUGACUCGGGUGUGACUACUUAUGUGAAUGAGAUAUUUCUGUAUUUCAUUUUCAAUCAAUUUGGAAACAUUUCUAAAAACAUGUUUUUACUUUGUAAUUAUUGAGUAUUGUGUGUAGAUGUAAAUAUAUUUAAUCAAUUUUGAAUUCAGGCUGUAACACAACAAAAUGUGGAAUAAGUCAAGGGGUAUGAAUACUUUCUGAAGGCACUGUACGCAUUCUUUUGACAGCAUGUUUAUGAACAAUUGCUGCAUGAAGAUGGUUGUUCAUAAAUAGUGCCAAAUGGUUGUUUCUCUCUGCUCAUAGGGUAGAGUACGUGACAUCAUCUACAAGGGGACAGAGGAGAGGAUUCGCCAAGCCGCACAGCCUGAUGGGAUGGUGCCACUGGUAAGUCAAAGAUAGUGAAUAUAGGAAAAUAUCCAGAAACAUAUUUUUUCUUCAAUAAAAAGAGUCAUGGGAAUACCUAGACGGCCGGUAGCCAAGCGGUUACAGCGUUGGGCCAGGAACUGAAAGGUUGCUGGUUCGAAAACCCGAGCCGACAAGGUGAAACAUUAUCUGCCCUUGAGCAAGGCAAUUAACAUUAAUUUACUCCAGGGGCGCCGUCCUACUAUGGCUGACCCUGUGAAACAACUGAUUUCACUGCACCUACAGUGGGGAGAACAAGUAUUUGAUACACUGCCGAUUUUACAGGUUUUCCUACUUACAAAGCAUGUAGAGGUCUGUAAUUUUUAUCAUAGGUACACUUCAACUGUGAGAGACAGAAUUUAAAACAAAAAUUCAGAAAAUCACAUUGUAUGAUUUGUUUGUAAUUAAUUUGCAUUUUAUUGCAUGACAUAAGUAUUUGAUCACCUACCAACCAGUAAGAAUUCCGGCUCUCACAGACCUGUUAGUUUUUCUUUAAGAAGCCCUCCUGUUCUCCACUCAUUACCUGUAUUAACUGCACCUGUUUGAACUCGUUACCUGUAUAAAAGACACCUGUCCACACACUCAAUCAAACAGACUCCAACCUCUCCACAAUGGCAAAGACCAGAGAGCUGUGUAAGGACAUCAGGGAUAAAAUUGUAGACCUGCGCAAGGCUGGGAUGGGCUACAGGACAAUAGGCAAGCAGCUUGGUGAGAAGGCAACAACUGUUGGCACAAUUAUUAGAAAAUGGAAGAAGUUCAAGAUGACGGUCAAUCACCCUCAGUCUGGGGCUCCAUGCAAGAUCUCACCUCAAUGAUCAUGAGGAAGGUGAGGGAUCAGCCCAGAACUACACGGCAGGACCUGGUCAAUGACCUGAAGAGAGCUGGGACCACAGUCUCAAAGAAAACCAUUAGUAACACACUACGCCGUCAUGGAUUAAAAUCCUGCAGCGCACGCAAGGUCCCCCUGCUCAAGCCAGCGCAUGUCCAGGCCCGUCUGAAGUUUGCCAAUGACCAUCUGGAUGAUCCAGAGGAGGAAUGGGAGAAGGUCAUGUGGUCUGAUGAGACAAAAAUAGAGCUUUUUGGUCUAAACUCCACUUGCCGUGUUUGGAGGAAGAAGAAGGAUGAGUACAACCCCAAGAACACCAUCCCAACCGUCGAAGCAUGGAGGUGGAAACAUCAUUCUUUGGGGAUGCUUUUCUGCAAAGGGGACAGGACGACUCCACCGUAUUGAGGGGAGGAUGGAUGGGGCCAUGUAUCGCGAGAUCUUGGCCAACAACCUCCUUCCCUCAGUAAGAGCAUUGAAGAAACACACAGCCAGGGCAACUAAGGAGUGGCUCCGUAAGAAGCAUCUCAAGGUCCUGGAGUGGCCUAGCCAGUCUCCAGACCUGAACCCAAUAGAAAAUCUUUGGAGGGAGCUAAAGUCGUAUUGCAGCGACAGCCCGAAACCUGAAGGAUCUGGAGAAGGUCGAUGGAGGAGUGGGCCAAAAUCCUGCUGCGUGUGUGCAACCGGGCAAGACCUACGGAAAACGAUGAUCUCGGUAAUUGCAAACAAGGUUUCGUCCAAAUAUUACCGCUUUCUGUUUCAAUCUGCAUGCAUAAGAAGUUAAAACUAAAAAAAUACUUUUUUUUUUUUUUUUUUUUGUUUUCCAAAAGCCCAAAAUUAAAAAAAAAAAUUUUUUGCAAAAUACUACCUACUGACAGAAAAGAAUCAAAAAUUCGAACACACUCCUGUUUUCAACAAGGCACUACAGUAUCCUGCAAAAUGUGGCAAAGAGAAUUCACUUUUGUACUGAAUACGAAGUGUUUGGAUAAAAGCGUCUGCUAAAUGGCAUAUUAUUAUUAUUAUUAUUAUUAUGUUUGGGGCAAAUCCAAUACACACAUUACAGAGUACCACUCUCCAUAUUUUCAAGCAUAGUGUUGGCUGCAUCAUGUUAUGGGUAUGCUUGUAAUCAUUAAGGACUGGGGAGGUUUUCAGGAUAAAAUGGAAACGUAAUGGAGCUAAGCACCGGGAAAAGCCUAAAACACAAGGCCAAAUCUACACUGGAGUUCCUUAUCAAGACAGUGAAUGUUAUUGAGUGGCCGAGUUACAGUUUUUAAUUAAUCUACUUGAAAAUCUACGGCAAUACUUAAAAUGGUUGUCUAACAAUGAUCAACAACCAAUUUCAAGGAGCUUGAAGAAUUUUGAAAAUAAUAAUGGGCAAAUGUUGCACAGUCCAGGUGUGUAAGCUCUUAGAGACUUACCCAGAGAGACUCACAGCUGUAAUCGCCGCCAAAGGUGCUUCUACAAAUUAUUGACUCGGGUGUGACUACUUAUGUGAAUGAGAUAUUUCUGUAUUUCAUUUUCAAUCAAUUUGGAAACAUUUCUAAAAACAUGUUUUUACUUUGUAAUUAUUGAGUAUUGUGUGUAGAUGUAAAUAUAUUUAAUCAAUUUUGAAUUCAGUCUGUAACACAACAAAAUGUGGAAUAAGUCAAGGGGUAUGAAUACUUUCUGAAGGCACUGUACGCAUUCUUUUGACAGCAUGUUUAUGAACAAUUGCUGCAUGAAGAUGGUUGUUCAUAAAUAGUGCCAAAUGGUUGUUUCUCUCUGCUCAUAGGGUAGAGUACGUGACAUCAUCUACAAGGGGACAGAGGAGAGGAUUCGCCAAGCCGCACAGCCUGAUGGGAUGGUGCCACUGGUAAGUCAAAGAUAGUGAAUAUAGGAAAAUAUCCAGAAACAUAUUUUUUCUUCAAUAAAAAGAGUCAUGGGAAUACCUAGACGGCCGGUAGCCAAGCGGUUACAGCGUUGGGCCAGGAACUGAAAGGUUGCUGGUUCGAAAACCCGAGCCGACAAGGUGAAACAUUAUCUGCCCUUGAGCAAGGCAAUUAACAUUAAUUUACUCCAGGGGCGCCGUCCUACUAUGGCUGACCCUGUGAAACAACUGAUUUCACUGCACCUAUCUGUUGUACUGUAUGUGAUAAUACAACAUUUUAGUUUAUGAGCAUGCAGCACAUGUAAUGAUGUAACUCCAUUCAGGUGUCAGGGCCUGUGUUCUUCUGCAGGAGGGUACUAGAGCGAUUGCUGAAGGCCCAUGUUACCUCUCCCCUUGAUGGUUGCACGUACAUGGGCAUGGACUCAGGGGCACCACCCCUUCAGGUAUUCAGUCUUCAUCUUUAAUUCUCAUUUCUAAUUCUCAGUUUCUUUACCUCUGUCUUUGUGCCUGUCACCCUCCCUUUCUUCUUGUAUCUGUGGGUGACAUUUCAUCUUCUGUAUCAAUUUCACUCUUCCACAUCUUUGCACCCUCCCCUCAAACACAGUUCUGUUAUUUCUAGGUUUACACAAAGCUCUUUUCCCCUCUGGUUUUAUUCUGAUACAACCUUAUCCUCCGUCUCAUCCCUUCAUUGUCUUUCUUUCCAUGGUUAUUUAUUCUCUGCAGAUCUCCCUCUUUCUGGAUUUGUUGAUGUGUCUUUGCACAGACCUGAGUGAGUCCGAGUUUGUGAAUGGGGAGAGGUCGGGCUGCAGUUCCCCCAUCAGUCAACAGGGAGCAGUAGUGAGGAGCGCACGGGCCUUGCUAUGGAGGAUACUGAGAGGCACCACUCUCCAUAUGGGUAUGUCACUUUCUAUGUGGUACAUCACUCUCUGUACAUGCCAAAUGUGCCAUCCUAUUACAAGUGGUUCAUACAUGUGUUUGGUUUUCUCCUUGCAGUUUACGUUCCUGGCGGUUGCUACGACUACCUGACUCUGUCCGGUAGAGAGCACAUUGGCCGCCUGACAAAGAUGGGGACAGAGAGAGACACUCUGUCACACAUACAGGUACCGUACUGGCAAAUAUAUUUUAUGUUUGAGAUUCUUCAAAGUAUCCACCUUUUAACACACUUAACCGAUCAGGGUUGGGUUAUAAAAAAAUAUCCGAAACUUUGAACAUCCCACGGACCACCAUUAAAUCCAUUAUUUAAAAAAGGAAAGAAUAUGGCACCACAACAAACCUGCCAAGAGAGGGCCGCCCACCAAAACUCGCAGACCAGGCAAGGAGGGCAUUAAUCAGAGAGGCAACAAAGAGACCAAAGAUAACCCUGAAGGAGCUGCAAAGCUCCACAGUGGAGAUUGGAGUAUCUUUCCAUAGGACCACGUUAAGCCGUACACUCCAUAGAGCUGGGCUUUACGGAAGAGUGGCCAGAAAAAAGCCAUUGCUUAAAUAAAUAAAUUUGCAAACACGUUUGGUAUUCGCCAAAAGGCAUGUGGGAGACUCCCCAAACAUAUAGAAGAAUAUGUUUUUAAUCGGCAGGGACUGGGAAACUGGUCAGAAUUGAAGGAAAGAUGGAUGGCGCUAAAUACAGGGAAAUUCUUGCGAGAAACCUGUUUCAGUCUUCCAGAGAUUUGAGACUGGGAUGGAGGUUCACCUUCCAGCAGGAUAAUGACCCUAAGCAUACUGCUAAAGCAACACUCGAGUGGUUUAAGGGGAAACAUUUCAAUGUCUUGGAAUGGCCUAGUCAAAGCCCAGACCUCAAUCCAAUUGAGAAUCUGUAGUGUUACUUAAAGAUUGCUGUACACCAGCGGAACCCACCCAACUUGAAGGAGCUGGAGCAGUUUUGCCUUGAAGAAUGGGAAAAAAUCCCAGUGGUUAGAUGUGCCAAGCUUAUAGAGACAUACCCCAAGAGACUUGCAGCUGUAAUUGCUGCAAAAGGUGGCUCUACAAAGUAUUGACUUUGAAUAGUUAUGCAUGUUUUUUUUUUGGUCUUAUUUCUUGUUUUUCACAAUAAAGAAUAUUUUGCAUCUUCAAAGUGGUAGGCAUGUUGUUUAAAUCAAAAUGAUACAAACCCCCCCAAAAUCCUUUUUAAUUCCAGGUUGUAAGGCAACAAAGUAGGAAAAAUGCAAUGUCAGCACAAUAACUGUUUGUCGGGAGCAUCAUGAAAUGGGUUUCCAUGGCCGAGCAGCCGCACACAAGCCUAAGAUCACCAUGCGCAAUGCCAAGCGUCGGCUGGAGUGGUGUAAAGCUCGCCGCCAUUGGACUCUGGAGCAGUGGAAAUGCGUUCUCUGCAGUGAUGAAUCACGCUUCACCAUCUGGCAGUCUGACGGACAAAUCUGGGUUUGGCGGAUGCCAGGAGAACGCUACCUACCCCAAUGCGUAGUGCUAACUGUAAAGUUUGGUGGAGGAGGAAAAAUAGUCUGGGGCUGUUUUUCAUGGUUCGGGCUAGGCCCGUCAGUUCCAGUGAAGGGAAAUCUUAACGCUACAGCAUACAAUGACAUUCUAGACGAUUCUGUGCUUCCAACUUUGUGGCAACAGUUUGGGGAAGGCCCUUUCCUGUUUCAGCAUGACAAUGCCCCCGUGCACAAAGCGAGGUCCAUACAGAAAUGGUUUGUUGAGAUCGGUGUGGAUGAACUUGACUGGCUUGCACAAAGCCCUGACCUCAACCCCAUCGAACACCUUGGGGAUUAAUUGGAAUGCGACUGCGAGCCAUGCCUAAUCACCAGACAUUAGUGCCCGACCUCACGAAUGCGCUUGUGGCUGAAUGGAAGCAAGUCCCCGCAACAAUGUUCCAACAUCUAGUGGAAAGCCUUCCCAGAAGAGUGGAGGCUGUUAUAGCAGCAAAGGGGGGACCAACUCCAUAUUAAUGUCCUUGAUUUUAGAAUGAGAUGUUAAAGGAGCAGGUGUCCACAUACUUUUGGUCAUAUAGUGUAGCUACUAUAGUAAUGCGUUGGUAAACCCUCUACAAUCAUGCAGUACAGUGUACAGUCAAAAAGCAGUUUAGCAGCUACACCUGCAGGCCCCGGUGGCAAUAAAUUAAUAAAACCGAAAGCUUACCUUGACUUGGAAGAGUUCCACUGUUGGAUAGCCAUAGCCAGCUAGCUAACAUACUGUAGCAUCCCUUUCUGUUUGUGCCGGGUGUUUUGAGUAGGCUAAACUAGCUAGCUGCAUUCAGCUAGCUCUUUCUCUUUCCUACUCUCUCUUGCUUCUUCUUAAUUUUGGAAGAAAUUAAUUUGUUCAACUGUUUAACUAGUCUUUCUCUCUCUUUGAGUCAACUACUCACCACAUUUUAUUCACUGCAGUGCUCGCUAGCUGUAGCUUAUGCUUUCAGUACUAGAGUCAUUCUCUGAUCCUUUGAUUGGGUGGACAACAUGUCAGUUCAUGCUGCAAUAGCUCUGAUAGGUUGGAGGUCGUCCUCCAGAAGUUGUCAUAAUUACUUUGUAAGUCUAUGGAAGAGAGCCUCCUUGAGCCUCCUUGGUUUUGUAUCGAAGUCAAUGUACCCAGAGGAGGACAGAAGCUAGCUGUCCUCCGGCUACACCAUGGUGCUACCCUACAGACUGCUGCUGAGGCUACUGUAGACCUUCAUUCCAAAACAGUGUGUUUUAACCUCUACGUGAUCGGUGUACCGUAUACGGGACGGUUGAGCUAACGUGCGCUAAUGUGAUUAGCAUGACUAUUGUAAGUAAAAGCAAACUUUCCAGGACAUAGACAUGUCUUAUAUGGGCAGAAAGCUUAAAUUCUUGUUAAUCUAACUGCACUGUCAAAUUUACAGUAGCUAUUACAGUGAAAAAAUACCAUGCUAUUGUUUGAGGAGAGUGCACAACAACAAAAAACUUAUCACGGCAACUGGUUUGAUACAUUCACCUCUGAAGGUAAAUAAUGUACUUACAUUCAGUAAUCUUGCUCUGAUUUGUCAUCCUAAGGGUCCCAGAGAUAAAAUGUAGCAUAGUAUUGUUUGAUAAAAUCAAUUUUUAUAUUCAAAUGUAGGAACUGGGUUCUACAGUUUGAAACCCUGCUGUCUCUGGCUCCACACCCACCCCGCCCGGCCAUCUAGAUGUGUGAAAGUUAGUGUAUAAACUAAUGAUCCAUCAUGUAUGACAUUCCUGGGAGUAUGUAAACUUACAUGUUGUAUUACCAUAUAAUUUUUGUAUGUUCUCUAUAGUUAUGUACUUGAAACUGUAUCAAUUGACCAAUUCGGCACCUUUGGGCAGACUUGAUACAAAUUAGUCCAGUAUUACAAUGCUUCACUGGAUCAAUCUGAGAUUUUGCACACACACUGCUGCCAUCUAGUGGCCAAUAUCUAAAUUGUGCCUAAACUGCAAAUUAUAUUGUGGCCUUUCUCUUGCAUUUCAAAGAUGAUGGAACCAAAAAAAUUAUAGAACACGCAUGUUUUUUUUGUUUGUAUUAUCUUUUAUUAGAUCUAAUGUGUUAUAUUCUCAUACAUCAAUUUCACAUUUCCACCAAUUCAAAGUGUGUCCUUUAAAACGAUAUCAAGAAUAUGCAUAUCCUUGCUUCAGGUCCUGAGCUACAGGCAGUUAAGCGAAAAUUGUAGAAAAAAAAAAGAGUCAGAUCCUUAAGAGUUUAAUCAAUUAUUUGGUGACUUGUGAAUAUAUUUAGUAUAGUUUUAACUAAAAAGGAUCACUUUUUUGUUUCACUAUUUUUAUGAAAUUCACUGAGGAGGAUGGUCCUCCCCUUCUUCCUCUGAGGAGCCUCCACUGCGUACUGGGUAACCGUUCACUCAUACGGUCUACAUAAAGCUGCCAUUAACGUUGCAGGAAAAGGAAAUUGAAUUGAUCCCAACCAUGGUCACAACCCUAGCCAUGCAAUGUGUGUUUUUAAUAUCUGUCCAUGUCUUUCUGUCUGUGUUGUCCUCAGAAUGCCCAGUGUGUGAGUGAUGGAGGCAGGGUGAUCAACAGUGUUCUGGAGGGGGACGUCAUUGUUGCAUCAGGAGCAGUAAUCCAGCACUGCCACCUUCAGGUCUGGAGGAACUCAGAAAAUGUAGAACAAAAUGUGUACUUAAAACAUAUGCUGUGAUGUUGUAUAACCUUUGACCUCUUCUCCUAGGGUCCAGUGGAGGUGCAUUCAGGUUGUUUACUAUCAGGCCUGGAAGUGACCUCAUCAUCGCACAUCCAGCAGCUGGCCUUAACCAAUGACCACAUCAUCCAAGGGCACCACAUACAACUGGGAGAGAUGAAGGUCACUGUUUAUACAGUGCUGGGGGCUAACGAUGAUCUCAAGGUAGCAAGGCGCUGUCUUCUCUCCUUCUCCCUUCCACCUUCUUUAGAGAUUUCACCAUCGGAAUGAUAGGACUGUGGACAGAGACUGUUUAGAAUGUCUGUUGGUCUCUUACAGACUUUGCCUUCCCAUAGGUUUCCUGUGAUGACGAUGGUGCCACCUUCCUGAACCACAGAUGGAGUGACUUCUACAGCCGCACUGGAAUACAGUAAGCGUGUUAGCUUGACUGCUAACCUACUCUGAUCAUGAUUUGGACCCUUGGAAUGAUAAUUGUUAUAUUUACAGAGUCCCUCUGCUCUCUCUCCCCAGGCCUGAGGAUCUGUGGGUGUCCGGGAGGUCCCAGUCCCUCAUGGAGGCACGCCUGUUCCCAGUCUUCCAGCCGCGGGGGGGCGCUGUGGGGCUGGAUGUGGGGGUGUGCUGGCUGCUGGGUGGGCCAGGGGCACUGGAGCAGUGGAGGGCCGCCUGGAGGCUCUCUCUCCGAGAGGUCCUUUCCCUUACUGACCAGGAGGGGGAGCUGCGCUGGAGGGAGGCGCUGUUCUUCCAGGUGGGGAGGAGGAGAGUGAUGGACAACUUGAAGGGCCAGAGCGAUCGUGGGCUGUUGCCCAGCUUCAGGGCUGCCGUGCUUGGAGGCCAGCAUGAGGAGCUCCUCUGCACACUAGACUCCAGUGAGUACUUGAUGUCCCUUUAUUUGACCAUGGGAAGCGGAGUGAGAACACAUUGACAUUUACACAAGGAGUUGCAGUGCGGAGGCCCCGUCUUACUUUUUCACCUUUUCAACACUUGAAGUGUAUGCUCUCUAAAUGUGCGUUUAUGUGUGAAUUCCUGGGGGUGCAGGUGCCUGAAUGCAUUUCACAGGCUCAUUUUGCACUCUUCCUGUCAAUUGGCCAUAAGAAUGGAAAAAAAGGUGACUCUCUCUCAAUGACUAUAGUCAUCCCUUGUGCUCCAGUUGCAGCGGGCAGCAGAGAGAACCUGGGAGUGGCGGCCCGCUGCCUGGCCUGUAUAGCUGACGUGCUGGCCUGCAUGGCCGGGGAGGGCCGAGGGGGGCUGAGGAGCGGGCCGGCUGCUAACCCCGCCUGGAGCCAUGCCUUCUCCGUCCUGGAGCAGGGAGACCUGCUGGGUGGCGUCCAGGCCCUGGCCACCGAGAGAGCCAAAUGGCUCAGCAGGUCAGACCCAUACUGAUACUAUUAACUACUAACCCUCCAUUAGUAGGGGCUGCUAACAUAUGCAUGUUUGCACCAUAAUGCUUUCUCCCUGCAAUAUCAAUUCCUUAAAAAGUCUGCGGUCAAGAAGUAAAGGAAACCAGGAAUUAUUAUGAAACAUGUCAGGAGUGACAGUAUAUGACUGCCCCCUGCAGGCCACACUUGCUGGUGCGUGCUGCACGGCACUAUGAGGGGGCCGGGCAAGUGCUGCUACGACAGGCUGUGAUGUCAUCACAGAGAUUUAUCUCCAUUGGUCAAGGCGAGGUUCCACCCCUUGGGGAAUGGCAAGAUGUGGAGUGUCCUGCCAGAUUGGACCUUUCAGGUGAGUCAACGGCCCUGUUCAAUUUCACCCCUUAGACCAGUGUUUCCAAAACUUUGUCCUCGGGACCCCAAGGGGUGCACUUAAAAAAAUUAUUUGAAUUAGCUGUGCAGUGCUAGGGCAAAAACCAAAACGUGCAGCCCUUGGGGUCCUGAGGACUGAGUUUGGGAAACCCUGCCCUUUCCCCUAGCCAAACUCUAAUGGCAAAGCUCUUUGGAUGAGUUAUCCGUACUCUUUUAAACCCAGGACAAUACCCCUAAAAACAUACCCCCUAACUACAUGCUAUGGGAUCAUGGGGCCCCUUAGUUUAACAUCUAAUUUAAUGGGCCUGGUCCUAUAUCAGUUUGUGUUCUCUUGCCACAAAUCCCGUAGGAGUACUUCUCAAAAUAGGCUCUAUCCCACAGGUGGCUGGAGUGAUACUCCGCCCAUUGCCUUUGAACAUGGUGGCGCAGUGGUCAACGUGGCGGUGAAGGUCGACGGGAGACGGCCCAUUGGUGCCCGAGCUCGUCGCAUCAAAGAGCCCCGUCUGCUAUUGGUUAGUUCCAAUGGAGUGCAGGACGAUGCUGUCGCCAUGGAGAUAGUUUGCGAGAGGCUGGAGGAUCUGAAAGACCACUGUGUGCCACAUGCACCUGGUAAGAAUUAAAUGGGUUUUUAUGUGCAGUGCCUUGCAAAAGUAUUCAUCCCCCCUUUGCGUUUUUCCUAUUUUGUUGCAUUACAACCUGUAAUUUAAAUGGAUUUUAUUUGGAUUUAAUUUAAUGGACAUAUACAAAAUAGUCCAAAUUGGUGAAGUGUAAUGAAAAAAAUUCUAAAAAAUAAAUAUCGCAAAAGUGGUGCGUGCAUAUGUAUUCACCCCCCUUUGCUAUGAAGCCCCUAAAUAAGAUCUGGUGCAACCAAUUACCUUCAGAAGUCACAUAAUUAGUUAAAUAAAGUCCACCUGUGUGCAAUCUAAGUGUCACAUGAUCUCAGUAUAUAUACACCUGUUCUGAAAAGCCCCAGAGUCUGCAACACCACUAAGCAAGGGGCACCACCAAGCAAGCGGCACCAUGAAGACCAAGGAGCUCUCCAAACAGGUCAGGGACAAAGUUGUGAAGAAGUACAGAUCAGGGUUGGUUUAUAAAAAAAUAUCUGAAACUUAGAACAUCCCACGGACCACCAUUUAAAUCCAUUAUUAAAAAAUUGAAAGAAUAUGGCACCACAACAAACCUGCCAAGAGAGGGCCGCCCACUAAAACCCACGGACCAGGAAAGGAGGGCAUUAAUCAGAGAGGCAACAAAGAGACCAAAGAUAACCCUGAAGGAGCUGCAAAGCUCCACAGCGGAGAUUGGAGUAUCUGUCCAUAGGACCACUUUGAGCCGUACACUCCACAGAGCUGGGCUUUACGGAAGAGUGGCCAGAAAAAAGCCAUUGCUUAAAGAAAAAAAUAAGCAAACACGUUUGGUGUUCGCCAAAAGGCAUGUGGGAGACUCCCCAAACAUAUGGAAGAAGGUACUCUGGUCAGAUGAGACUAAAAUUGAGCUUUUUGGCCAUCAAGGAAAACGCUAUGUCUGGCGCAAACCCAACACCUCUCAUCACCCCGAGAACACCAUCCCCACAGUGAAGCAUGGUGGUGGCAGCAUCAUGCUGUGGGGAUGUUUUUCAUCGGCAGGGACUGGGAAACUAGUCAGAAUUGAAGGAAUGAUGGAUGGCGCUAAACACAGGGAAAUUCUUGAGGGAAACCUGUUUUAGUCUUCCAGAGAUUUGAGACUGGGACGGAGGUUCACCUUCCAGCAGGAUAAUGACCCUAAGCAUACUGCUAAAGCAACACUCGAGUGGUUUAAGGGGAAACAUUUAAAUGUCUUGGAAUGGCCUAGUCAAAGCCCAGACCUCAAUCCAAUUGAGAAUCUGUGGUAUGACUUAAAAAUUGCUGUACACCAGCGGAACCCAUCCAAUCUUCAAGGAGCUGGAGCAGUUUUGCCUUGAAGAAUGGGCAAUAAUCCCAGUGGCUAGAUGUGCCAAGCUUAUAGAGACAUACCCCAAGAGACUUGCAGCUGCAAUUGCUGCAAAGGGUGGCUCUACAAAGUAGGGGUGAAUAGUUAUGCACACUGAAGUGUUCUGUUUUUUUGUCUUAUUUCUUGUUUGUUUCACAAUAAAAAAUAUAUUGCAUCUUCAAAGUGGUAGGCAUGUUGUGUAAAUCAAAUGAUACAAACUCCCAAAAAAUCAAUUUUAAUUCCAGGUUGUAAGGCAACAAAAUAGGAAAAAUGCCAAGGGGGAUGAAUACUUUCGCAAACCACCGUAUGUGGGCCGUGCUGAUCAGUAAGUGUGUGUGUGGAGUCUUGUGUGGCAUUUCCAUGUAUUGAUUCUAUAUCCUUGUGCUGUUUGUUCACUGCUGUUGCGUGAUCCAGUUUUUCUUUCCAUUCAUAAAGGCACACUUCUAGUAGAACUUGUCAUGUUUGGUCACUUCCAGUUGUCUUUGAUCGUAGUCCAGGUCAUGCUUCGUGAUCAAGAAUGUAGUGGUAAAACUUGCAGCUGUCAAUUUAAACACUAAAUGCUCACCAAUUUAAAAAGGAGAAUUGAUGUGUCUUUACGCUACACUACAUCCCUGUUGGUCAUAUCUGGUCAUCUGCUCCCCUCUGUGUGUGUGUGUGUCCCCCAGGUGCCCUGUUGAAGGCGGUGUGUGUGUGCAGCGGCCUGGUCACCUAUCCCUCUCGGCAGUCCCUGGAGGAGCAGCUCUUGCAGCGCUGGGGCGGAGGGGUGGAGAUCCACACCUGGUCCCUCCUGCCCCACGGUUCAGGACUGGGUAAGAAGAGCAAUGGGUUGUGCUCAUUAGGGCAUGUAACGGAAAACAUUUAGCAAGACGUGGGGUUUAGCAAUCGGAGAAUGUUUUGUAACGGAAUAUGAAAAUGUUUUUUAUUUUUAUGGAGAGUCCAGGUAGUCCCUCCCUGUUUCAGUCCAUUUUCUUCCAUUUGUUGCCUAAUGCACAUGACCAUGGGGCUUGGCAGUGUCAGUGUCUCAUAACACAUAAACCACCACAUUGUCUCUUGUUGUGGUGCUACAGAAAAAGCAAAAAACACUACUUGGUCAUCAACGCCAAGAAUUGGGCUAGUCCCUGCACACAUUCACCACUCACUCCUUCGUUCCCCUUCCCCUCACUUCACCUCCCCUCUCCCACUCUUUCUUUGUCUUUCUCCCCGCUAUCUCUCUCACUGCCUAUUGUUGCUCCUGCAGGUACCAGUAGUAUCUUGGCGGGAGCGGUGCUGGCAGCCGUCUACAGAUGCACGGGGCGAACCUACGACACAGACUCCCUCAUUCACGCUGUUCUCCACCUGGAGCAGAUGCUGACCACUGGUGAGAUCUCACUCACAACAACACAUACACAGAAUACCAUUUGCACCUGUGUGGCAGAAGGGGCAACCCAGACACGUCACAGGGGCUAUAAAGCUGAAGCAUCUGUUUUUAGAACGUUUUCUCACCACCAAAUAUAGUAGUGAGAGGAAGUCCAGUCAUGGGUAGUGGGAACUAGGUGAAACUGGGCCGACAUUCUGGUAAUUUUCUCAUCUAUGAUACAUCUGAUCUCAAUACAUUUUUCUGUUCCCCAAACUAAAAUCUGUUACAAAACACAGUGCAAUUAGUUUUAUAGAUUUGACGCUUUGCCAAAGUUGUAAAAAAAAUUGUGUUGUUUAGGAAUGCAAGUUUCGAAUUGAGUUUGAGCACACGUGCACUUCACAGAGGUGGCGUUCCCUACCGGAAAAUAUGCAAAUAUACGCUACAAUGCGCCAAUAGGAUCUCACUAGCUCGUGCUUGGCUUUGCUCACCUCCUUCCUUGUUCUGCCCACUAUGCUUCAUUUGCUCCCACUGUAAACGACACAGAUGAACUGUCUUGGGUUAGUUAUAAAUAUCUUUGGCUAAGCUGUUUGCUGGCUAUGUGUGGAGCCAUGUUGACAUCAUUCAAUGCAUUCUGAGUCACGUAAACAUCUGUCAGACCAAAGAUGUUAUAGCAAAACGAGGUGAAGGGAUGGUUCACUCGAACUUCCGGAAGUGAAUGAUGGUAGACAACACACCCCCUUCGUCUUUAACAUGCAUACUGCAAACAGACCCAACUCAUCUUGUCAGCUCUUUGGUUGAUGGAGAAAAACAAACUACCCACCAUCUGUCUACUUUCGACUUUUAGAAAGUGUUUCACUCAAUUAUUUUGAUCACUGGUAAGCUCACCCUUGAUGUGAUGAAGUGUAAAUAUUAAUUGUUAUUCGCUCAUUCAUAUUAUGAUUUCUAUGAGCUGAGAGUUGGAUAAAUAUGACCACUUGUGUUGGCUCACUCUUUACUCAGUUAGCGCUAGGACCAAUGUAGCCUAUAUAACACAAUGAGAAUUGUGUUAUGCUGUUGCUACUUCUGUCUGAACAUUGCAUCCAAAAAUGAACUGCUUACAUUGAGGACAUAACAUUGUAAAGACUGUGUUUAUGCAAAAUGUUUGUUUUUUUCACAGUGUGGGCCAGCUCAAACACGGACUGUUGCGUCAAUCGUAACUAGACGCACUAAUGAAGUGUUCUAAUCACACCGGUUUGAGCGUACGCAGCAGGGACCACCCGUGUCAAAGGGUUUUAAAUCGCUUUGGGUAAAAGCAUCUGAUAAAUGGCAUAUUAUAUGUUAUUUGUUAUGAUGCGCUCAUUCUGUCUCCCUCUCUCUCCCUGUCUCCCUCCUUAGGUGGUGGUUGGCAGGACCAGGUCGGAGGCUUGGUGGGGGGAGUAAAGGUGGCGCGCUCCAAAGCCUGUCUUCCCCUCCGGGUGGAAGUGGAACGUCUCACUCUCUCAGAGGACUUUCUGCUCUCACUUCAACAGCACCUCCUGCUGGUCUACACCGGCAAGACACGGCUUGCACGAAACUUGCUGCAGGUUAGCCAUCCAGCCUUACAGCACUUAUUCAAAGCCAAAAUGUUAAGAAAGGGGUUAACUAUACCAUUCAUUGAAAAGUCUGACUUAUAUUGUAACUUAUAAAUCAGGCCUUUACUCUGUAAUGAGUUUGAAUUUCCACUGUAAUAAAUCCAACACUAUGCUUUCUGACUCUGUGUACUAGAAAACUUUGUUAGUGCAUUAGUCAAGUUUAGGGUUCAAAAGAUAGUUUUAGGAUUUAAUGAGGUUCUGUAAAGUUCCUUUAAUAUAUUUACACCAAGCAUCCACACUUACUUCCUGUUUCUACAAUAAUAUUUCUGACCACUUCCUGUUUACAGUGUACAGUUGUGGUAGAACACUUCCUCUCAGUGCUGCAGGCAUUUUGUCAUUUCACAUGUACCAUGUAUUUACAUUGACCAUUUACUAGCACAAACCUUUCAAAACGACAUGAUCAAAACAGUACGUCAAAUGCUACAGCUACUUAGAGGAAGGAGAGGAAGCAACUUUAGACUAUUGAGAUUUGUUUGAAGGAUGUUGGGUGUCAUCUCUAAAAUGGCUGCCAUGUUGUUGUGCAGGACACUGUGCGGCGCUGGUACAGCCGUGUGCCCUCCAUCGUGGAGAACGCCGGGCAGCUAGUGGACAACGCAGAAGAGUGUGCCCUUGCAUGUACAGAAGGUGAGAGAGAGAGAGGAAUGGUGUUGAUGCAGCUCUAAAAGUGACUCCCUGGUCCUUCAAACUGCUUAUUUUAAUUGGCUGAUCUUGAGCUUGGUAGGUUAUGGCAACUGCCAUUGCUUGCCACUCCUAAAUUACGCCCAUGCCCACCCCACACCUUAAUAAACACUUUGUUAUAUUUUGUCUCUCCUAGGGCUGUUACGGUGACCGUAUUACAGCCACACCGGCUGUCACGAGUCAUGACGACAGUCAAAUUCAAAGUGACCGUUUAGUCACGCUAAUUAGGCUUCUCCAAGCUCUGAUGCUGCUGAUGGUCAUUAGUAGCCUACCAAAUUUGCUAACUGCCUGGUACUCAGCACUCUAUUGUCCCUCUAAUCACUCUGACAUCAAUGCAAAUGUAAUCGAAAAUCGAAUCAAACACUUCAUGAGAACACAUGAGCUCAUGUUGCACAACAUUUCUAUAGGCUAUGUGAGAGAACAGAGUGAUGGCCUCUAUUAAAAAGAGGAGGAUCCCAUCAGCUUUCUAUAGACUAGGCCUACUAUAUUUAUUUAUCAACUUUCCUAAUAUUAAGCACAUUGCUUCUCUUUACAACAGGAGUAUAGCCUACCUGACUGGCAUGAAAUUGAACCAAGUGAAAAGCGUCCUCCAUUCGCUAUUUAAGUGCAUAGAUGACAUGUAUUUUUUUCUGCUGCCCCUGUUUCGAGACAGGUGCAUGAUAAUGGUCCAUUCUAAAUCCAAACUAAUUUCACACAUAUACAGAUGUGGAAAAAAUUAAGAGACCAAUGCAAAUUUUUCUUAAAUCAGCAUCUCUACAUGUAUGACAGCCAUUCCAUUCCAGUGUUUGUUGAAUUCCAACACAGGCACACCUCAUUCUACUGAAUUAGGUACUGAUUAGGUGAUCACAUGAACCAAAUCUUAUUUAACGAGGAAAAGUAUUAAAACCACUGCUGUGGUCAUCACUAUCCUCCUGCAAUAGGACCAGCUGGAUGGCAAAAACAGUGCUAAUAGUACCUCAAAAGUAAUAUUAAUAAAAAAAUAACUAUUGACCAUGCCAAAAGAGUUGAAAAUGAAUGUUUUGAGUGAGGAAAAGAAGGGUUCAAUUCUGGCUUUACUGGCAGAGGGAUACAGUGAGUGUCAAGUUGCUUCCAUCCUUAAAAUUUCAAAGACGGCGGUUCAUAAGAACAAGGUCAAGCAGCAGACAUUGGGGACAACAAAGCUACAGACCAUCAGAGGGCGAAAACGACUCUCUACUGACCGGGAUGACCACCAACUCAUUCGAAUGUCACUCAACAACCGUAAGAUGACAUCAAGUCACCUACAAAAAUAAUGGCAAACGGCAGCUGGGGUGAAGUGCACGGCGAGGACGGUUCGAAACAGGCUCCUAGGGGCAGGGCUGAAGUCAUGCAAAGCUAGAAAAAAGCCCUUCAUCAAUGAGAAGCAAAGAAGAGACAGGCUGAGGUUUGCAAAAGACCAUAAGGAUUGGACCUUAGAGGACUGGAGUAAGGUCAUCUUCUCUGAUGAGUCCAAUUUUCAGCUUUGCCCAACACCUGGUCGUCUAAUGGUUAGACGGAGACCUGGAGAGGCCUACAAGCCACAGUGUCUCACACCCAGUGUGAAAUUUGGUGGAGGAUCGGUGAUGAUCUGGGGGUGCUUCAGCAAGGCUGGAAUCGGACAGAUUUGUCUUUGUGAAGGACGCAUGAAUGAAGCCACGUACAAGGUUGUCCUGGAAGAAAACCUGCUUCCUUUUGCGCUGACAUUGUUCCCCAACUCUGAGGAUUGGUUUUUCCAGCAGGACAAUGCGCCAUGCCACACAGCCAUGUCAAUCAAAGCGUGGAUGGAGGACCACCAGAUCAAGACCCUGUCAUGGCCAGCCCAAUCUCCAGACCUGAACCCCAUUGAAAACUUCUGGAAUGUGAUCAAGAGGAAGAUGGAUGGUCACAAGCCAUCAAACAAAGCCGAGCUGCUUACAUUUUUGCGCCAGGAGUGGCAUAAAGUCACCCAACAUCAAUGUGAAAGACUGGUGGAGAGCAUGCCAAGACGCAUGAAAGCUGUGAUUGAAAAUCAGGGUUAUUCCACCAAAUAUUGAUUUCUGAACUCUUCCUAAGUUAAAACAUUACUAUUGUGUUGUUUAAAAAUGAACAUGAACUUAUUUUCUUUGCAUCUUUUUUGUUAUUUUGACCAGUUGACAUUUUCUGCAAAUAAAUGCUCUAAAUUACAAUAUUAUUAUUUGGAAUUUGGGAGAAAUGUUGUCAGUAGUUUAUAGAAUAAAACAAAAAUGUUAUUUUUACCCAAACACAUACCUAUAAAUAGUAAAACCAGAGAAACUGAUAAUUUUGCAGUGGCUCUUAAUUUUUUCCGCAGCUGUAUAUUAUUUAGUAUAUUUACAUUUACAUUUUAGUCAUUUAGCAGACGCUCUUAUCCAGAGCAACUUACAGUUAGUGAGUGCAUACAUUUUCAUACUGGCCCCCCGUGGGAAAUGAACCCACAACCCUGGCGUUACAAGCGCCAUGCUCUACCAACUGAGCUACAGUGUGUGUGUGUAUACAGUGCUAUGAAAAAGUAUUUGCCCCCUUUCUAAUUUUCUCUACUUUUGCAUAUUUGUGAUACUGAAUGUUAUCAGAUCUUCAACCAAAACCUAAUAUCAGAUAAAGGGAACAUAAGUGAACAAAUAACACAACAAUUACAUAUUUAUUUCAUAAACAAAGUUAUGCAACACCCAAUUCCCCUGUGUGAAAAAGUAAUUGCCCCCUUACACUCAAUAACUGAUUGUGCCACCUUUAGCUGCAAUGACUCCAACCAAAUGCUUCCUGUAGUUGUUGAUCAGUCUCUCACGUCGCUGUGGAGGAAUUUUGGCCCACUCUUCCAUGCAGAACUGCUUUAACUCAGUGACGUGUGGGUUUUCAAGCAUGAACUGCUCGUUUCAAGUCCUGCCACAACAUCUCAAUUGGGAUUAGGUCUGGACUUUGACUAGGCCAUUCCAAAACUUCAAAUUUGUUGCUUUUUAGCAAUUUUCAUGUAGACUUGAUUGUGUGUUUUGGAUCAUUGUCUUGCUGCAUGACCCAGCUGCGCUUCAGCUUCAGCUCACAGACGGAUGGUCUGACAUUCUCCUGUAGAAUUCUCUGAUACAGAGCAGAAUUCAUGGUUCCUUCUUUUAAGGCCAGGCAUUACUGGAACCAUGUCGUCCAAAAGUUAUACUUUUGAAUCAUCUGUCCAUAGAAUGUUCUUCCAAGAGUCUUGAUGAUCAUCCAGGUGCUUUUUGGCAAACUUGAGUCAACUUUUUGGACGAGAUGGGUCCCAUUAUGCCUUGCGAAAACCAAACACUGCAUUCCACAGUAAGAACAUCAUACCAAAGGUCAAGCAUGGUGGUGGUGGUGUGAUGGUUUGGGGAUGCUUUGCUGCCUCAGGACCUGGAUGACUUGCCUUAAUAGAAGGAACCAUGAAUUCUGCUCUGUAUCAGAAAAUUCUACAGGAGAAUGUCAGACCAUCCGUCUGUCAGCUGAAGCUGAAGCGCAGCUGGGUCAUGCAGCAAGACAACGAUCCAAAACACACAAUCAAGUCUACAUGAAAAUUGCUAAAAAGCAACAAAUUGGACGUUUUGGAAUGGCCUAGUCAAAGUCCAGACCUAAUCCCAAUUGAGAUGUUGUGGCAGGACUUGCAUGAAACGAGCAGUUCAUGCUUGAAAACCUACACGUCACUGAGUUAAAGCAGUUCUGCAUGGAAGAGUGGGCCAAAAUUCCUCCACAGCGACGUGAGAGACUGAUCAACAACUACAGGAAGCAUUUGGUUGGAGUCAUUGCAGCUAAAGGUGGCACAACCAGUUAUUGAGUGUAAGGGGGCAAUUACUUUUUCACACAGGGGAAUUGGGUGUUGCAUAACUUUGUUUAUGAAAUAAAUUAAAUAAAUAUGUAAUUGUUGUGUUAUUUGUUCACUUAUGUUCCCUUUAUCAAAUAUUAGGUUUUGGUUGAAGAUCUGAUAACAUUCAGUAUCACAAAUAUGCAAAAGUAGAGAAAAUUAGAAAGGGGGCAAAUACUUUUUCAUAGCACUGUAUAUGUAAGACAAGAUUAAAUCAAGAAUAGUGUGAUGUGUGUCAAUAUUAGCAUAUCACUUGUGAAUGAUAUUAUCACUUGUGAAUGAUGCCCUGCUUAAGGCAAACAGCGCAUAUUUUUUUUUGCGACUUUUUCAAAUCAUAGUCGCACACCUCAUGUAGUCUAGCUCACAGGCCUAUAUGUUUUGAUAAGGUUUCCACUACAAGUGGCCAAAUAACUUCUUAAAAUGAAGCCCAUUAAUCCACUUUACAACGGGUGUAGAGCCUAAAUGGCAUACAUAUGCAGUGCGUGAGUUUCAAGUUUGGGGAAGAUAAUUCUCACCCUAAAAAUGCACCUUUAUAAUAAAAGCAAUACAUGCAUAAUCGCAUUUGUGGUUACUUUUGAGAAUGGCGUUUUCCUGCUAAUGGAACAUUCACGCUUAGCCUACGGCCGUGUGCGCAUUGCUGAGCUGAUAAUGUGAAGAAAUAGCCUAAUAGUUUAUCAAAAUUUUAAGCUACAUGUUCUCAUCUGUUGCGUCAGGCUCAUUGCUUAAAACAGGUUUUUUGAUGCUAGAGGUUGUAUUAAUUUGGGAUCUAUCGCAUCCCACAACUGUCCCAGACUUGUUUGGAAUAUUUAUUUAUCGCACAGAAUAGAGUAGGUCAACUUUUGUACUAUGGGGGAUAGUAGAUUGACAUAGGCUAGUGCUUUCGCUGUUCGUUAGGCCUACUCAUCUUGUUGGCUGACGAAAAGUAAAUGUGGACAGUCCUUCCAAUAUCUUCAAUAUGCGCCUCGGAAUUGGAGUUGCGUCCCUGAUGUGUCUGUCUUCACUUGUAGCCUGUGAGAAAGACCCGAUCACGUGACGGAGAGCCAUGUGAGUGAGAGGUGCUUCGGCACGCUGGUCACUGGCCGCAAAAGGAAUUGAUUUUUUUAGGGGGCUGGCCACCCCUCAGAGCCUGGUUCCUCUCUAGGUUUCUUCCUAGGUUUCUGCCUUUCUAGGGAGUUUGUCCUAGCCACCGUGCUUCUACAUCGGCAUUGCUUGCUGUUUGGGGUUUUAGGCUGGGUUUCUGUAUAGCACUUUGUGACAUCUGCUGAUGUAAAAAGGGCUUUAUAAAUAACAUUUGAUUGAUUUAUAGCCACAAAAAGGGGAUGCAGCCGGGAAAUUCGAGGCAUUAUCAAGUGCUUGUCAAAUUGUGAAUGAGAGACUGAUGAAGUGUGUACAGCCUGCGCAAAAAAACAAAGCAGAGUUUUCCUUUCAUGCGACUCUUUUCAAAUAAUCAUUGAGUCGCUCAUGCAGCCUUAGAAUGUAUUAACAAUCCCCUCUCAUCUUCCGAUCUCUCUUUCUAACUCCUUCCCUCCUGCCCUCCAUCUCCCCCUAGGCUCUCUCCCUAGGCUGGGGGCUUGUCUGGAGCGUUACUGGGGCCAGAAGAAGGUGAUGGCUCCGGGGUGUGAGCCGGCAGCGGUGCGGAUCAUGAUGGAUGCCCUGCGCCCGCUGGCCCUGGGACAGACGCUGGCGGGGGCGGGGGGAGGGGGCUUCCUCUACCUGCUGACCCGCCAGCCACAGCAGGGGGAGGUGGUGCGUCAGGUCCUCAACAACAUACAAGUAAGUAUAUAGACGGGUGGAGAUGUACUGAAAGGGUCAGGAAUAGUUCAAAUGAAGAUGGGAGGGAAUGAACAGGGCAAAGUUAUAUCAGUCCUAUGUGUUUAAAACUUGAAUUGAAAAUGAAACCAAAAGAACCCAUUUAAAAACAGAGUUCAGCUAUGCUCAGCGUUUCAGCUGACAUUGACUGUUUUUGUGUCACAGGGCCUCCGAGACUUCAGUGUCCAUCUAGUUGAGCUGGACAUGGACGGCAUCUCACUGCUGAAGUCUUCCUGACACAGACAGACUUCUGGACCCUAAGCCAUUUUUAUACAAAUGUAUACAGUGGGGAAAAAAAGUAUUUAGUCAGCCACCAAUUGUGCAACUUCUCCCACUUACAAAGAUGAGAGAGGCCUGUAAUUUUCAUCAUAGGUACACGUCAACUAUGACAGACAAAUUGAGAAUUUUUUUCUCCAGAAAAUCACAUUGUAGGAUUUUUAUUGAAUUUAUUUGCAAAUUAUGGUGGAAAAUAAGUAUUUGGUCACCUACAAACAAGCAAGAUUUCUGGCUCUCACAGACCUGUAACUUCUUCUUUAAGAGGCUCCUCUGUCCUCCACUCGUUACCUGUAUUAAUGGCACCUGUUUGAACUUGUUAUCAGUAUAAAAGACACCUGUCCACAACCUCAAACAGUCACACUCCAAACUCCACUAUGGCCAAGACCAAAGAGCUGUCAAAGGACACCAGAAACAAAAGUGUAGACCUGCACCAGGCUGGGAAGACUGAAUCUGCAAUAGGUAAGCAGCUUGGUUUGAAGAAAUCAACUGUGGGCGCAAUUAUUAGGAAAUGGAAGACAUACAAGACCACUGAUAAUCUCCCUCGAUCUGGUGCUCCACGCAAGAUCUCACCCCGUGGAGUUAAAAUGAUCACAAGAACGGUGAGCAAAAAUCCCAGAACCACACGGGGGGGCCUAGUGAAUGACCUGCAGAGAGCUGGGACCAAAGUAACAAAGCCUACCAUCAGUAACACACUACGCCGCCAGGGACUCAAAUCCUGCAGUGCCAGACGUGUCCCCCUGCUUAAGCCAGUACAUGUCCAGGCCCGUCUGAAGUUUGCUAGAGUGCAUUUGGAUGAUCCAGAAGAGGAUUGGGAGAAUGUCAUAUGGUCAGAUGAAACCAAAAUAGAACUUUUUGGUAAAAACUCAACUCGUCGUGUUUGGAGGACAAAGAAUGCUGAGUUGCAUCCAAAGAACACCAUACCUACUGUGAAGCAUGGGGGUGGAAACAUCAUGCUUUGGGGCUGUUUUUCUGCAAAGGGACCAGGACGACUGACCCGUGUAAAGGAAAGAAUGAAUGGGGCCAUGUAUCGUGAUAUUUUGAGUGAAAACCUCCUUCCAUCAGCAAGGGCAUUGAAGAUGCUGGGUCUUUCAGCAUGACAAUGAUCCCAAACACACCGCCCGGGCAACGAAGUAGUGGCUUCGUAAGAAGCAUUUCAAGGUCCUGGAGUGGCCUAGCCAGUCUCCAGAUCUCAACCCCAUAGAAAAUCUUUGGAGGGAGUUGAAAGUCCGUGUUGCCCAGCGACAGCCCCAAAACAUCACUGCUCUAGAGGAGAUCUGCAUGGAGGAAUGGGCCAAAAUAACAGCAACAGUGUGUGAAAACCUUGUGAAGACUUACAGAAAACGUUUGACCUGUGUCAUUGCCAACAAAGGGUAUAUAACAAAGUAUUGAGAAACUUUUGUUAUUGACCAAAUACUUAUUUUCCACCAUAAUUUGCAAAUAAAUUCAUAAAAAAUCCUACAAUGUGAUUUUCUGGAUUUUUUUUCCUCAUUUUGUCUGUCAUAGUUGACGUGUACCUAUGAUGAAAAUUACAGGCCUCUCUCAUCUUUUUAAGUGGGAGAACUUGCACAAUUGGUGGCUGACUAAAUACUUUUUUCCCCCACUGUAACUACUGUUAUGAUAUAUUGGGGGAAGGUUAGUGUUAAGACAUAUCACAGGAGGUUGGUGGCACCAUAAUUGGGGAGGACGGGCUCAUGGUAAUGGCUGGAGCAGAAUGAAUGGAAUGGUAUUAAAUACAUCAAACACAUGAUUUCCAGGUGUUUGAUGCAAUUCCAUUCGCUCCCUUCCGGCGAUUUAUUAUGAGCAGCCUCCACUGGGACAUAUACACCUUUUAAACCGAAACGUUUUUCCACCAACUUCAGCAUCCCGCCAACUUUUUGCCUACUUUUCUCUAUAUAUGAAAGGUAUUGCCGGCGACAAAGCCAAUACUUUUAUUUCCGCCAACCGACCUAGUCAUGAUUACGGUAAAGUUCUGCCUACGGCUUAGAAUGAAAUGUAGCCUUAAUGCUGUGGCACCAUUGGCCCUACUGCGCUCUUAAUGGUUGCUAGACAGCUACGUGGUCCUCUGUAGCUCAGCUGGUAGAGCACGGCGCUUGUAACACCAAGGUAGUGGGUUCGAUCCCCGGGACCACCCAUACACAAAAAUGUAUGCACGCAUGACUGUAAGUCGCUUUGGAUAAAAGCGUCUGCUAAAUGGCAUUAUUAUUAUUAUUAUUAUUAUUACUAUCCUCCUGCCAGUUCUAAACUUCGCGAGGCAUGUCACUUCACCCAUCUCUUUGCAUAGCCCACCACAUGCACUAUGUUCUUAACCACAACUGGAUGAAUCAUAAAUAAUUAUUGUGGGAAUAAAUAUCACUGAAUGAUGGAAAUAUUGAAAGCAACAAAUUGUGGCUUACUGAAACUCCCAAAGUCAUCCAAUUGUUUAUAAUAGGCCUACAUUUUAUUUGAGGUGAGUGCUGCUCAUGAUCAUCUUGUCUAGUUGGCUCAUUUAUUAGCACUGAUCAUAACAUUUUUACCAGUAUGUUAUGUAGCUUAACAUGUGGAUGAUUUUGCUCUUCACUCGAGCAUAUAGGCAACUCCAAAAGCCCGCAGAGGUUGUGAAAUAGGAACACGAGACGCCAAUGCUUUUGAAAAUAUAGAUUGCUAUUAUUUUCUAUCGGUAUCAUGAUGAAGAUACUCUCAAUGUAAGAUCCUAUGCCUGCUCCCUAACAAAGCAGAGUUAGGGUAGGAAAGAGAUGAAACGUAGAUUUUAAAAAGCAUGGGGUUGCUUUGGGCUGUUUAAAUAUAUCACUUUUGAUAUGACAACAGCUCCACAUGUUGUAUUCUUAGUCAACACAAUGUAUAGUAGGCUGUCUUUUUCUGUUUAAUAAGCAAAAUAACUAUUGAUUUCAUGUGCAUGCUGCAGCCAUAUAGGCUGCACAGACCAGUAACACAAUUAAAGUCAAUAUGUAAUUCUAUCCUUUUGAACAUACAUUUUAUUAGUCUUGUGUUUCUUAGGAUCUGCCUAAACAAAUGAAUAAUGGAUGUAUUUUUUAUGGUGUAUAUUCUCAAUGGAUUUAUUUAAAAAGGACGCCCACCCACAUCUGCACACCACUACUACCACUUGUCCCCGCCAUGCGCAUGGGAGUCAUAAAAGGCAUCCGCAGGCAAUAAUGUGGUAAAAAUGGGCCUGUUUAUAAGGGGGUCAUAUAAACAUUGGGAGAAAAAAAUUAGCAGGCAAAAUACCUUAAAUCCUAUGUGAACGCAGUAAUGGACACUGUCCAGGAUACCCUUUCGCACUCCAUCCCCCUAGAUGGCAGCAACUGGGUCCAGGUGCUAAGCCUGGUUGAUAAGCACACAUUGGUGCUGCCAAUUAGGGUGAUCGUCAGUCAGUGUCCCAGCAUGCAAGCCGUGAGGCUGCUGGUUCGUUUGGUGGCCAUGAGGCCUUUCGUUUGCUUUUGAAUCAUUAGUUUGGACAUGCCUGUUGGCGGUUUCCACUUUGUACAUAUGUGUUUCGUCACCAUCUGAACAAAUAAUAAUCUGCUUGGAUGGCCAACCAAGAGGUCAAGAGACAGAGCUGGCACUGGACCAAGAUAAGUUUGCUGUCUCCCUGCGCAACACCUAGGCACAUGCGUUGAUUUCUCACAAAUGCACACAUUCAUUCAUGUUACAGGACCCCUAGACAAAGAGUGCCACAAUAUCUGUAGGCUAGUUAUGGGUUUCGUCACACUACUUACUGCUACUUUUCCAUGCAACAAGAUCACCAACACACUUGAUCAAAAUGUUUAAUAUGGUAUAUUGAUUUUUGUGAGGUUUUAUUGUAAUUGUAUGAGAUAUGGAAUAUUAAUUUAUAGAAGUCUUAGUGAAAGAUUAUCCCGAGUUGCAUGUUGAAUAUAGGGGCCUCCUGGAAACAAGAAAAUCUGUAAUAAGAGCUUGUAGUCUGCCUUGAUGUAUUUGCAGUGUAUAACAAAAUUGUAAGGGAAAUGAGGCAUGAACAUACCACUUGGAAGCAAUUUUGUAUUUGAGUGAAGAUAAACCAUCAUUUGUUUGUUUGUUUGCGGUCAGACUAAAAUACAUUUGAUACAUGGAAUCCUGCUCUGUGCAAUACCUUGGGCAAACUUCAGCAUGAAUCUCUUAAUUUCUUGACAAACAUUGAAUACAAAAUACCCUUUUGACUCUACUGACAGAACAUUACAGGCCAAUGAGUAAUGUAGUGGCACUCCAGAUCAGUGCUAAUGAUGUGUGUGUGUGUGUGCACUUGAUGUUCACCCUCGGGACUGGAGGAGUGAGUCUUUUCUCUUCCAUCUUUUAGCCAAUGUCUAAAAUUGCUUCCUCUUCUUUCCCCCUUUCCUUAAAAUGGCACUGACGUGAGACUUUUGUGGCUGAUACCCUGGCAGUGUAUCACUGAAGUCGCGUGAGCCACUUUAUCAAGUGUUUACAUUUCAGAGACUUAUGUUGAUUAGUAGAAAAUGGGCACCCAUCAUUGAUUUCUAUGUCUUCAUAUUUGUGCAGAUAAAUGAGAGGAGUGGAAGUCACUUUAGAGUAUCGAGAAUUAUGCACCCAAGGCCUCAGGUGUGGCCAUUCUGGUGAAGGUCUCAUUUUCCGGCCACCACUGACAAUUGGUCACGGAUCCGGCCCAGGCCGUCCAGCAUGGUGUCCAGAGUCUCCUUGCUCAACUCCACUGUGACAGAUGAGAGAGCGCCACUGCCCCCUAGACAGCUGGAGUCCUCCACCUGCAAUAGCAACACAGUCACUUAUACCCAGACCAAAUUCAACAAGCCCUGAAAUGGGUGCCAGUACUCAUUUUGGGUGCAGGAUAUCCAAUAAUACUUCUGUGCUAAUAUUCUAUGAGGUGCAGUAGAACAUUUGAGGUGCCGGUACUCUGCUCCUGCCCAAGUCAAGCACUGGAUGUAAGUGACAAAGUGCAGAAAAUGGUGUCAAUGGUAAUAUUAUGGUGAGGAGGACACGUUUGUUGAGACCAGUGCAUGGUGCACAUUGGCAUACCUUCAUGUGCACCAGGCAGGUGGGCACAGCCAUGCGACUGACCGAGUCAGAUGCUGUCUUCAUGUCCACUCUCCAGUCCAUCUCCACUAGAUGGGGCAGCGAAACUGGAGAACAGUCAACCAAAAGUUAAGCAGUGUCAGGGUUGGUACCUCUCUCUCACACACACACACACACACUCAAUUUACCCACAUUGGCAUACAGGUCAAUGCAUAAAUAAAUAUUCUGUCAUUCAGUAACUGAUAUUUCAAAGAAUAGAGCCUGGAUAUGCUUACUUUGAUUACACAGAGCCUCAUUUCUCCAUGUGGGACUAAAAAAAAUAAAAACAUAUCAGUAACCAUACUUUCAAAUAUUUGACACCAUUUCAGUUCACAAAAUUGGACAUGCACAUUGUAGAACUAUGAGAAAGUGGUCAUUGGUAAGCAUGGGAGGGAUGGCUACAGACCUGUGCUCAAGCAGAAUCUUGGUAAUGAGGUUCUUGAGGCUGGGGUGGAAUGACUUGGGGAAUAGUACAAGGAUCUGCUCGGGCGCUGUCAGGUUAUGGAAUAGGAUGUGGUGAGAAAGGGUGUGCAGGGCUGCGACAAGCUGGAAGAGAAGAGAACAGGAUCAAUUGGUGUCCUCUCCCAGAGGACCGGUUUGACAAACACUGGUGGUUUUAGAGACACUGGUGUAGAGCAGGUGAGUCGUGUUGGUUGUUCUAUACAUUAGGCCUACAUUCAUAUCAGCAUUCUGUAGUAAUAUUGUAGCAAACGGUGACAGUACAACACCCUUUGCACAUCUUGAACCCAGGGUCGCUUUACUAUGUACACGCUUCUUUGUCGCUGAUGAGAAUGAGUGAAUGGCAUCAGUGUUAGAAUUCUAAAGCUGCAGUCUGUGUGCAGUGCACCCUGUUUUUCUCCUUGGUUGACGACUGAUCUUGCAAUUACUUUACUUUCUCACACUCACCUCCUUUGCCUCGAUGGCAGAUACAGACAGGGUCCCUGCUGUGCUUUCCGCGAGCCGCCGUGACUCGGGGGCUCCAGAAGGGAAACUGUCAGCACACAGCUGCCGCACCGCAUCCUUUGAUGGAGCCUUCUCACAUUCAUGGUAG
Coregonus sp. 'balchen' is the source of this 38623-nucleotide messenger RNA. The record is from the annotation of a GenBank genome assembly. Lineage: Eukaryota; Metazoa; Chordata; Actinopteri; Salmoniformes; Salmonidae.